AGAAUCUCUUUCUACUCUAAACUCACCUACCCCUACAAAAUAAAACCAAUAACUUCCCUCUUUCUCACCCUCAAAGCCCACAACACACUAUCUAUGUACCUAGCUGCUAACGAUUGAACUAUCCUUUCCCACCCCAAACCUACAUUAGAAAAAGAAACCAACAGGACACUGAGAUACUCCGUCUGAGAAUGGCUUUGCCUUUCUCUUUCCUCCUCUCCCUCUUCGUCCUCCUCCUCUCCUCCACCGCCUCAAAAGCCCCCAAAGACCUCGUCCAUGCAUCAUGUGCUCAUGCCAGCUACCCCAACGUCUGCCUCAGAACCCUCUCCUCCUACUCCGGCCAGGCCAACAGCCUCCGGGGCUUAGCCCAGGCAGCAGUCAAGGUCAGCAUUUCUCGAUCUCACAAAGCCUCCAGCUUCCUUGCACGACUCAAAGGCCACAACAAGAGAGAGCGGGGGGCUUUAGGUGACUGCAUACAACAAAUGAGUGAGUCUGUUUAUGAACUCACCAAGACUCUUUCAGAGCUCCAAAAUCUCCGCCAGGGCAGCGAAUUCAAGUGGCAUUUGAGCAAUGCAGAGACCUGGGUGAGCGCUGCCUUGACUUAUGAAGAUACUUGUCUAGAUGGAUUCAGGGAGAUUGAUGCUCAGGUCAGGUCUGAUGUCAAAAGGGCCAUCACCAAUGUUGCUAAAGUUACUAGUAAUGCUCUCUACCUCAUCAACCGUCUUGAUGGAUCCCGUGGUUAAUCAAUCUUGGAGUUACAACCUUCAAGAAAAAGGUAAAAAAAGAAAAGAAAAGAAAAGAAAAGAGAUGCCUAGUACGUAGUACCAUGCUUUUCUGUAACUUAUAUAUAUAUGAACCUUUUUGUCACAUGAUGACUAUGGAUUUUCUGAGUUUUUAUCAGGUCUGUAAUCUGUAUGAAUUUGUGUUCGCUGAUUGGUGAGUGUUAAAUUAUUAAUCUUUUUUUGUCAAAGUAGUGGCUGUACAACUUCUUUUGCAUAUUA
Molecule: messenger RNA, 998 nt
Organism: Coffea eugenioides
Lineage: Eukaryota; Viridiplantae; Streptophyta; Magnoliopsida; Gentianales; Rubiaceae
Product: pectinesterase inhibitor 3
Exons: 1
Coding region: 189-740 (183 amino acids)
Biological process (GO): negative regulation of catalytic activity
Molecular function (GO): enzyme inhibitor activity
Source: RefSeq, a predicted model, not a curated record